CCGGGUCCUGGGGGGAGUCCUCCCCGGUCCCGGUCCCGGUCCCGCGGGGGCACCGAGGUGGGAGGCGCCGCGGGACGGAGCGGCCCCACCUCCCCCGGCAGCGCCGGUGGCGGGCGCCCCCUGGCGGCCAGGCGGCGCGGGGCGGACUGCGUUUCCCGUCGGCCAGUGCGGCGGUCACAUGACCGGGGCGGGCGGAAGAUGGCGGAGCAGCCCGGCGGCGCGGCCGAGGACGCGUGGGGGAAGGUGGACGCGACCUACAGCGACAAUGGCCUGGACUCGGCGCUCUUCAUGGAGAACGCGCGGAAGAGCAGCAUCGUGUCCCGGGCCAACAGCAUCGGCUCCACCAGCGCCUCGUCUGUCCCCAACACAGAUGACGAGGACAGCGAUUACCACCAGGAGCCCUACAAGGAGUCGUACAAGGACCGGCGCAGGCGGGCGCACACGCAGGCGGAGCAGAAGCGGCGGAACGCCAUCAAGAAAGGAUACGAUGACUUACAGGCCAUCGUGCCCACCUGUGAGCAGCAGGAUUUCUCCAUUGGCUCCCAGAAGCUGAGCAAGGCUAUUGUCCUCCAGAAAACCAUCGACUACAUCCAGUUCCUGCACAAGGAGAAGAAGAAGCAAGAGGAGGAAGUUUCUACCCUCAGGAAAGACGUGAUGGCCUUGAAGAUCAUGAAAGUGAACUACGAGCAGAUUGUGAAAGCUCAUCAGGACAACCCGAACGAGGGGAAGGACCAGGUCUCCGACGAGGUGAAGUUCAACGUUUUCCAAGGCAUUAUGGAUUCCCUGUUCCAGUCCUUUAACGCUUCCGUCUCCGUAACGAGUUUCCAGGAGCUCUCGGCUUGCGUCUUCAGCUGGAUCGAGGAGCAUUGCAAGCCCCAGACGCUGCGGGACAUCGUGCUCAGGGUCCUGCACCAGCUCAAGAGUCAACUCUAUGGAAACUUCCCCCUGCAGCGCCAGCAGCUCCGGGGCUGCCGCCGCCUCCACAGCCGCGGGGACGGGCCACCUCCUGCCCGGGGGCCUCGGUGACGGGCGUCGGGAAGGGCCGGGCCGGCUCCCUUGCGUACGUUCCUAAAGCUUCUCUGAAUUAUUUAUUGUAUUAACUACGCAACCCAAAGGAGGCUGCGCAGCCACCUCUGCCCCGCAGGUGCUGUCGGUCAAUAUUACCAAAUAUUUGUAGGGACUUAGUGGGGGGAAAAAAAAGGUGUGUUUUAAGGUCUUUUUCAGCGCCAGAGAGUCCCUGGCGCAGGCGGGCGCGCUGGGCUCGCCUGUGUCACCGACUCUCUCCGCUGUCACCUCAGGCCUCCAGUCCGACCCCUUCUGCUCCCAGGGAGGGGGAAUGAAACCAGAACGUGUGCGAAAAGCUGCUGGUUCCUGUUAAAACAGACGCAGAAUGGGCCUCUCCUGUAAAUGGGGGUUUCUUGUACCUCCCUCUGAAGGGGCUCUUAUGGGGCACGUGUUUUUUGGGGGGUUGGGGGAAGGACGAGCCAGGGAGAUGCUGGGCUUGCUGAAACUUGAUUGUGCUGCAGCCAUGGGUCCCCUGAAGGGGAACGAGUGAGGUUUCUGUUCUGUUCUCCUGCCUGUGCUGGGAGGGCUGAGCCGCGUCCGGCUUCUUCUCCUCGGGUUUUGGUGCCGCUUGCGCUGCCCGGGGAUGCAGUUCAGCAGCUGCCACUGCCACAGGCUCCUGCUGCUCCUCCCCAGAACCUCUCUGUAUCCACGUGUACAUAACCAGCCUUGAUUUGAGUUUUAUUUUUAUAAAUCACACAAAUUAUCCUGAAGCGUUAUCAGUGUUGGCUUUGCAGAGGCGCUCGGGUCACUUUUCAACCUGCUCAUGCUGGGGUUCCAGACCUUGGUGCAGCUGCCGCCCCGGUGACACCACGCAGGGUUCGUUCUGUCACCCUGUUCGUGCUCCCGCUCCGGGGACAGCAGAUUAUUGUUUUAUUGUUUGUUUUAUUGGUAUUUUCCACUGUCGAUGAGGCACCGCUCGGCUCCAGGCUGCGUGAACGCUGCAGUGCGAAUGUUUGAACUCCUCCUUCUACCCACGUUUAGCAGCAGAAAACCCCUCCGGGGGGUGAUUUUAUACAAAAUGAUGCAUUAAAGGCCACACUUGGGUGUCCUUUCCGAUGCAGCGGAGGCCUCAGAGGUCAGUCUGCGGUGACACACGGCCACGAUGAACCAGCAGCUGCGUCUCGCCCGGAAGAUGUUGCUUUGUGAGGAAGAAAAUCCUCUCGGGGAGGGGAGCGGGGGCACGGAGCAGAGCCGCUGCUCUGCGGGGACUUUUACAGACCUCACAUCUAAAAGCAACGUAUUUUUCUAUUGUGAAAAGUAAUUAAAUAAAUUUUGCUGAAUGUUUUAAUGAUUUUCGGCCUUUAUUCCUAGAGCUGGUCAGAGACUGACAGGCCGUUUCUGCUGCGCCCCACCGAUACACUUUAAACAGAGAAAAACGCCACAGCAAAGCAGAGCUGAACCAAACCGCGCUGUUUAAUGGAGCACGUUCUCCUGUAUCGCUCUGUCGCCCCGGGGGAAGCAGCUGGAGCAGAGGCAGAGCUCUGCAGCAGGAACACGCACAAGUUUACUCCACUCGCUGAGGCAAUCACUUCAUUUUCUUGCUUGGAACACCAGGAACUUUACCCCAGUGCACUUACACCUCCCCCAAGGACAGGCGACCUCCGCAGCAAACUGCGCGGAAGGGCAGGAAAAUAUAACGUUCCUUGUGCCAGCGAGAGGGCUCAGUGUUGGGUUUUACUCACCCCAACUGCAAAGCAUUUUAAACCAAACCCAUAUAAAUACACGGGACCAGCCCAAGCCCUGAAAAAAAGAGGGAAAAUACAUCCCAAGAGCUGAGUUUCAGCAUCAGCGGCGUCUCCGUGGGGCAAGGACCCCCCGGGCGCCUCACACAGCCGCGGGCAGCGCGACGUUGUGCUCCUCGUCCGUCUCGAUCCCGACCUCCUC
Columba livia (rock pigeon) is the source of this 2949-nucleotide messenger RNA. RefSeq names its product MAX dimerization protein MLX (gene MLX). Gene Ontology annotation, biological process: regulation of transcription by RNA polymerase II. The transcript is spliced from 8 exons. The record is from RefSeq and is a predicted model, not a curated record. Gene Ontology annotation, molecular function: DNA-binding transcription factor activity, RNA polymerase II-specific; RNA polymerase II cis-regulatory region sequence-specific DNA binding; protein dimerization activity. Bases 199 to 1026 code for a protein of 275 amino acids. NCBI's taxonomy places the organism in Eukaryota, Metazoa, Chordata, Aves, Columbiformes, Columbidae. Gene Ontology annotation, cellular component: nucleus.